This is a messenger RNA of Boleophthalmus pectinirostris (great blue-spotted mudskipper), 1835 nucleotides long. RefSeq names its product transcription factor JunD. The transcript has a single exon. The record is from RefSeq and is a predicted model, not a curated record. Gene Ontology annotation, biological process: regulation of cell cycle; regulation of transcription by RNA polymerase II; regulation of cell population proliferation. NCBI's taxonomy places the organism in Eukaryota, Metazoa, Chordata, Actinopteri, Gobiiformes, Gobiidae. The coding region runs from base 375 to 1169 and encodes 264 amino acids. Gene Ontology annotation, cellular component: transcription regulator complex. Gene Ontology annotation, molecular function: DNA-binding transcription factor activity, RNA polymerase II-specific; transcription factor binding; RNA polymerase II cis-regulatory region sequence-specific DNA binding.
GUCUGUCCAAUGCGCGCACUCGCCUGUGACAUAAUGGAACGUGCGCGGAUAGAAAAGCUGGAGGCGGACGCGCGGGCGCAUUCUCCCCGACGGAGCGGAGAGAGACGAGCAGAACAGAACAGAACAGAACAGAGAAAAGAGAGAAAGGAGAGAAGGUAGAGGAGAAGAUACGGGGAGGAACACGUAGAACCCGCACGAGAGGAGCUCAAGAGCGUCCUGCCUCACACUGACACACAGGAGAACAGAGGAGAACAGAGGAGAACAGAGGAGAACAGAGGAGAACACGUCACAGAGGAGAUAGGCACAGGAGCAGAGGAUCAGACGUUUCGGACCUGACGGGAAUGGUCCUCGCGCUCCUCUGAAGCAGCAGAAUCAUGAUGAAGAAGGACAUCACCCUGAGCCUGACGGAGGACGAGGAGCUGAAGCCUCUGCGCGAGGCCGAGAGUCUGCUCAGCUCCCCGGACCUGGGGCUCCUCAAACUGGCCUCUCCGGAGCUGGAGCGCCUCAUCAUCCAGUCCAACGGGAUGGUGACCACCACCCCCACCGCGCCGCAGUUCGUCUACCCCAAGACGGUCACGGACGAGCAGGAGUUCGCGGAGGGCUUCGUGAAGGCGCUGGAGGAUCUGCACAAACAGAACCAGCUGAGCGGACCGGCCCAGAGCACCGGGACUCUGGAGCUGGGGGUGAACCUCGCCCCGGUGACGGUGCAGCCGGAGCUCCCCGUCUACACGAACCUGAACACGUACGGAGGCGGCGCGGGGCCGCUCGGCACCUCCGUCAACUACAGCACCGACACCGUGCCCUUCCCGCCCCCGCCGCAGCAUCACCUGGGCCCGGCGCCGAUGAAGGAGGAGCCGCAGACGGUUCCGGACGUGCAGAGCUUCGGGGACAGUCCCCCGCUGUCCCCCAUCGACAUGGACUCUCAGGAGCGCAUCAAGGCCGAGCGGAAGCGCCUGCGCAACCGCAUCGCCGCGUCCAAGUGCCGCCGCCGCAAACUGGAGCGAAUCUCGCGGCUCGAGGACAAAGUGAAGAGUCUGAAGAGUCAGAACACGGACCUGGCGUCCACCGCGUCCGUCCUGCGGGACCAGGUGGAGCAGCUCAAACAGAAGGUGCUCACGCACGUCAACAGCGGCUGUGAGCUGCUGCCGCACGAGGUGCAGGUGCACUGAGGCCGGACCGAACCGGGACCAGGUCUGGACUCGGUCCGGACCGGGUCUGAAGCAGGUCUGACCCGGUGGACUGUGCGGCCGCUGCAUGUGGCCCGGGGCCGGCGCAGGAUCUUGGACUUUGUACUUUUCUGCUUUGGGACAUUUCAGAAUCCAGCGUUACGCAUGACGUCACUGUAUUCACCUCUGACCUCUGACCCCGGGGGUGUCAUUAUAGACCCUUGGGUGACCCCGGGAGUUUGACGGAGCUGUGCCCGGGGCAGAGCGCCUGUGCUCCGGCAGAGGGACGCGCUCAGGCCCCGGGAGGACCGGGACCGGGUCCGGUCCGCGCGCGGCCGCGGGUUUAAGACAAACCGUCCCCGUGUUCCUCCCGCUCAUCUGUUUACUUGUUUAUUUGUUUGUUUAUUUGUGGGUGACGUUUACAGACGCUGAUGAGUCUCGCGCCAUCGCCUCGUGCGUAAACGGCCCGUGCGGCCUCGUGCUCUUACACCUGUUCUGAACCGUGUCGUGGACUGUGACGCUGCAUGAUCAAGACACACUGAAGGUGGCGCUGUUCUGCCAAGACAGGCCGAGUGUCUCACUGUGUGUAGAGACUCUGGUCCGUGGUUCGGUCCGUGGUUCGGUCCGUGGUUCCGCUGCUCUGUCUCAAUAAACGCUGCUCUUCUUCAA